Messenger RNA from Drosophila suzukii, 1613 nucleotides. RefSeq lists its product as uncharacterized. The record is from RefSeq and is a predicted model, not a curated record. Lineage: Eukaryota; Metazoa; Arthropoda; Insecta; Diptera; Drosophilidae.
UGAAUCAGUUGGAAAGAUAGAUUCAUCGACGAAACUUCAUAGCCAGGUCCGAAAAAAUGAGCGAGAGCGAGCUUUCGAGCGCCGUGACGAGCGCACUAUUGGAGCUCUACCAUCGCGAAAAUAUUCCCAUGGUCUCGCAACCGAUAGCCGGAGUUGGGGAGAAUGCCUACGGACAGGUCCUUCGAGUGAGUUGGCCCACGAUUCCCGAAGCUGCCACCGUUGUGGUCAAAAUGGCGCCGAAGAACGAGGCCCGAAGAUCCCACAUGCAUGUGGUGGACUACUACGCCCGGGAGGUCUUCAUGUACCAGGAGGUAUUCCCCAUUUUCCGGGAGCUAUCACCAGAUCGGAGCAUGUUUACCGUAGCACCAGCUUUGCAGGCCAAUGGUCUAAAGGCUCCCGAUGAAUUCUUGAUUUUCGAGGAUCUAUCUGGAAGUGGUUUCCGGCCAAAUUCCCGUAGCAUUAUGCCCACCUACGACAUCGUUAUCUGCUCCCUGAAAGCUUUAGCGGAGCUACAUGCGUGCUCAUUUAUCCUGCAGAAACAAAAUCCUGCAAAGUUCAAGAAGUCAGUGGAGUUCGUAAAGAAGGAUAACCUAUUCACUCCAAACAUUGAGGAGGUCACCAUUGAGUUUGGAAAGGCACAGUUGCGAAAGGCGAGAAAUAUUCUUGACGAAUCCGAUGGCGACCAAGUGGCUGCUCUCAAGGAGGUCCUGGAACGCUGUGAAAAACACCUAAAAUCCUUGGCUCUUUAUUGUGUGGACGGAAAAUCAGCGGCACCACAUUCUGUUAUCUGUCAUGGAGACUUCUGGAAUAACAAUAUUCUCUACAGACAUGAGCCUAAUUUUGAUCAACCCGUAGAGGCCAAACUCAUCGACUUCCAGAUGUCACGCUUUGCUCCGCCGGUACUCGAUAUUGUCCACUAUCUUUAUGCGUGUACGGAAAAACCACUGCGGGAUGAACACUUUUCCACCUUUAUGGAUGCUUACUACGACACCCUGGACCAGAAAUUGACUUCUUGUGACCUCCGCUUGGAGGAGAUAUAUCCACGGAGUGUUUUCAACCGACAAUUGCAACUUUACGGUGUCUACGGCUUAAUCAUGGGUGCAUUCUCCCUACCCUUUUUUAUUUCCAAUGCCAGUGAGGUAAUUGAUAUCGAUACCGUUUCCGAAGCCAUCCAGGAUCUUUCGACUUCGUCCGAUGAACCCAAAUACAAGGAGCUGAUCGAGGAAUACGAAAUGCUCAACGCGCGCACUUUGCCAAUUUUCAAGCGUCGAAUCAUCGGCAUCGUGAAGGAUCUAAUCAAAUACAACAUGACAGAGCCUCUAUUUCAAAUGGACUCCUAACCAAGUGCUACAGUAUUAUAAGCUACAAAACCAAAAUGGCCAUAGAAGACUUGGAUGUAAAUAUUUUGCCAGUAUAUGUGAUUUUUUUCCAUAUUUAUUCAGGGAACUCUAUGAUUCUAAAAAUUCACAACUUAAAUAAAACUCGCAAAACAAAGGAUGUUAACUUAAAUGUUUGCAAUUGGAUUUGUGUAACUAAGGCUAAAACUAAAUAUGUACAACUCUUAAAUAUAGUGAUGAUUAAUGUUCCCUGGCUACAUUGGUAGCGAAACACAA